Messenger RNA from Sphaeroforma arctica JP610, 507 nucleotides. RefSeq lists its product as hypothetical. The transcript is spliced from 4 exons. Gene Ontology annotation, cellular component: proteasome core complex, alpha-subunit complex; nucleus; cytosol. The record is from RefSeq and is a predicted model, not a curated record. The coding region runs from base 1 to 507 and encodes 168 amino acids. Lineage: Eukaryota; Ichthyosporea; Ichthyophonida.
AUGGUGCCAUCUCAAACCACUGACUUAUCAACUACCUGUCACACGUCUAGGUACGAGUCGGCUGAGUUUGAGCACACGUACGGCUAUGAGAUGCCGUGCGAUCAGAUCGCAAAACGAAUGGCCGAUCUUUCUCAGGUAUACACACAGCAUGCGGCUAUGAGACCGCUGGGCUGUGCGAUGAUGCUCAUUGCUUACGACGAUGAAUUUGGAGCAAUGCUCUACCGCACUGAUCCCGCUGGUUACUUCGUUGGUUACAAGGCUGUUGCGGCCGGAGUUAAGGAACAAGAGGCGAACAACUUCCUGGAGAAGAAGAUAAAGAAAAAUCCUCAGUGGACUAAGGACGAGACCAUCCAGACCGCGAUCUCGUCACUCGGAAGCGUUCUGCAGACAGAGCUAAAGUCGUCUGAGAUCGAGGUGGCCGUAGUGGACUCUGAGAAUCGCCGCUUUCGUACACUCACCGCUGAAGAGAUUGACGAACACUUACAAGCAAUUGCUGAGCAAGAUUAA